AUGGCACCCCGUGGUCGUGGAGGAAAGUUCUCCAAGCCGACUCGAGGAGGCGGCAAAAAGUUCAGUCGUGAUCUUCAACCCACCGAUAAAGAUGGAAACCCCGUCAGUCUCUGGCGUGAAAAAGACGACGGCAUCCCUUCAUCUAGCGACGAAGAAUCCUCUGCGGAAGACUCUCAGGAGGAAAACUCGGACGAAGAUGAUGACGAUGCCACUACCCCAUCCACCGUUAUCCCCGGUCUCCCCGGUUCCAGCACACAACAACCAUCCGACUCCGCCAACGAUCUAAGCCGCGAAGCUCGCCGCGCCGCCGCAAAGGCCAAAAAGCAAGCCGCCAUCGCUCGACGCGGUAAAGCACCCGCUCAGCCGGGCGACUUGCCCCCCUCCGACAGCGACGAGUCGGACGCAUCCGCAUCAGAAGACGAGCAAGAUCUCCCCGCAAACCCCAACCACAGUGCCAAAUCCCGAUCACAAGCCGCUAAGCCGGUCAGCGCGCCGAGCGCAUCGGCUCCCGCUGCGGCUGGUGCGGGUUCGGGCGCCAAGAAGGUGGUCAAGGACCUGUCGCAGCUUUCGCGGCGUGAACGGGAGGCGAUCGAGGCGCAGCAGGCGCGGGAGCGGUACUUGAAGCUUCAUGCGGAGGGGAAGACGGAUGAGGCCAAGGCGGAUUUGGCGCGGUUGGCGGUGAUUCGGGAGCAGCGUGAGGCGGAGCGGUUGAGGAAGUUGGCGGAGAAGGAGGAGAGAGAUGAGCAGAUUCGGGCCAAGGCGGCGCUGGUGAAGGAGCGAGAGGAUAAAUUGAGACAGGCUGCGUUGGGGAAGGGGAAGAAGGGAAAGAAAUGA
This is a messenger RNA of Penicillium oxalicum, 834 nucleotides long. RefSeq names its product PDGFA associated 1 family protein. Gene Ontology annotation, cellular component: cytosol. Gene Ontology annotation, molecular function: RNA binding. The record is from RefSeq and is a predicted model, not a curated record. NCBI's taxonomy places the organism in Eukaryota, Fungi, Ascomycota, Eurotiomycetes, Eurotiales, Aspergillaceae. Bases 1 to 834 code for a protein of 277 amino acids. The transcript is spliced from 3 exons.